AGCGCUCUACGUCCGCGCGCCGACAACGGUGAUGCUGCGCGUUGAACUCUUGGGAUCCACCCAUGCGGUGACGUCACGAAGCUCUGACAAGCUGGUUGUGCCGGAAGAAAAGAUGGCGGAUCAUGAGGAGCAGCUACCCGAUGAGGAAAAGGUACGCAUAGCAGCUAACUUUGUCAUCCAUGCUCCGCCAGGCGAGUUCAACGAAGUUUUCAAUGAUGUGCGAUUGCUGCUCAACAACGACAAUCUUCUCAGGGAGGGUGCAGCUCAUGCGUUUGCACAAUACAACUUGGACCAGUUCACCCCCGUGAAAAUCGAGGGUUAUGAAGAACAGGUCUUAAUCACAGAGCAUGGCGACCUGGGGAACGGACGGGUGCUGGAUCCCAAGAACAAGAUCUCUUUCAAGUUCGACCACCUGAGAAAAGAGGCCAGCGACCCGAGACCCCACGAUGUGGACAGCUCCAUGGAGGGCUGGAGGAGUGCGGUGGACUCGUCUGUGAGGGCCUAUGUCAAGGAGCACUACCCCAGUGGAGUGUGCACUAUUUACGGGAAAACCAUCGAUGGGCAUCAAACCAUCAUCGUGUGCAUCGAGUGCCAUCAGUUUCAACCCAAAAACUUCUGGAACGGACGCUGGAGGUCAGAAUGGAAGUUCACCAUCUCCCCCUCCACCACCCAAGUGGCAGGAAUCAUGAAAAUCCAGGUUCAUUACUAUGAGGAUGGAAAUGUGCAGCUGGUGAGCCACAAAGAGGUUCAGGAAUCCAUGUCGAUCUCUAAUGAGGCUUCAACUGCUAAAGAGUUUGUGAAGAUCAUGGAGGCUGCAGAGAACGAUUAUCAGACCGCCAUCAACGAGAAUUACCAGACCAUGUCGGACACUACCUUCAAAGCCUUACGCCGCCAGCUUCCUGUGACUCGCACCAAGAUCGACUGGAACAAGAUCCUGAGCUACAAGAUCGGCAAAGAGAUGCAGAAUGCUUAAACAGCGGAGAAGACAACAGACAAGCCCCGCCCCCGAGCCCCAUCCCCUCCCAAACAAUGUUGCAUGACUGGAUAGUUGUUUUGUCUUUGUACAAAAAUUAGACAAAAUGGGAGCAAAGAAGAGUUUGGUCUCUGAAUGUGAUGUCACAUUACACAUAGAAUGACACAGACACCCCCCCCAGUGAUUGGAUUCAUCAGCUACAGCUAAACUUAAGGAACAUUGACAGACAUAGGAAAGAGAGCAGACACUUGUAUGCAAAAACACCCUGAAAAAUCCAGUAUCAUGUGUGCAAUAUUUCUUGUGUCAGUGAGACCAGACCUCGACUUUGUCCCGAUGAGAAACGGUUUUCAUUUGAGAUUUUUGAAACCAGUUAUUUAAAAAAAGAGCGAAAAGCUCCACAUCACUCCUGUUGUUCCAUAGAGAGCCCUACAAGCAAAAGAGGGAAGCAGGUUUCGUCAUCACUGACUCGUAUCUUCGGCACAAGCAGCCACCACUGUCGGCCACACAACCUUCUUGUCCUUUCGUUUUGGUACUCCCCCUCAUCUGUCCUGGAUGUCAGAUCUUCAGCUCUCAGUGCUCCUGGCUGAAUUGCCUUUUUUUUGGUUUGACUCGCCUGAGCUCUCAGUGCAGAGUCCUGUGACCACAUAACAAGCUUCAUUAACAAGUCAGAAGUUGCUAAAUGUGCAUAAUGUCCGAUUUACAAUAAAAUCGAGAAGCAUCACCGUUCUCCUCCAGUGCUUAUUUUUAUUAAAAACAGAUCCUGACUGUAUUAUAUAACAAGUCACAUUGUAAUAUAUAUACAUGUAUGAAACAUCCUGUCAGUUUGGUGAUUUAUUUCCAUGAGAUUAAUUGUAAUUCAGUCACAGUUAUGUUGCAUUAAAUGACAAAUUUUGUAUCGA
Molecule: messenger RNA, 1872 nt
Organism: Oryzias melastigma (Indian medaka)
Lineage: Eukaryota; Metazoa; Chordata; Actinopteri; Beloniformes; Adrianichthyidae
Product: capping actin protein of muscle Z-line subunit alpha 2
Exons: 10
Coding region: 32-973 (313 amino acids)
Biological process (GO): barbed-end actin filament capping; actin cytoskeleton organization
Cellular component (GO): F-actin capping protein complex; actin cortical patch
Molecular function (GO): actin filament binding
Source: RefSeq, a predicted model, not a curated record